Messenger RNA from Closterium sp. NIES-65, 2064 nucleotides. The record is from the annotation of a GenBank genome assembly. Lineage: Eukaryota; Viridiplantae; Streptophyta; Zygnematophyceae; Desmidiales; Closteriaceae.
AUGGAGUGGUUAACGAGCGCUGAGGGUCUGAAUGCCCGUCAGGAGCCAGAGGCGCCCGUUCGUGAGCACCACCCUCACUUGCGUGAUGAGGAGGUCGACCUCAUUAUGGAUGGUUGUCUACUACGCAUGGUUCGGGAGCGCGCGGCGGAGCAAGCACCUGCGAGCAGCCAGCAAGGAGGAACUGGUGAAGGAGGAGCUGUGCACGAGGCUCCAAGUGCUGUGGGCAUUGGUGGAGGAGCUCUUGCACCGACCAUUGACACGGGAAUGAUCGGGGCGAGCUAUGGCCAAUUCAAGUUUGGAGUUGGGCACAUCUCGAUGACGCCGCUGCUGGAGGGAAGGCACGACCUUACCGCGAAGGGAGACGAUGAGACAGUGGAAUCCUACUGCAAUAGGGCCCGCGCCAUCCGAGCGGAGCUGCUGACCAUUGGACAGGAGGUCCACAUGGCCACGUUUGCUGCCCACGUGCUGAAGGGCCUACCAUCGGAGUACGGAUUUCUUCGCCGCAAGCUCGAAAUUUCCAGCCCUGACAUGACGGUGGAACGCGUGUGCAGCGAGGUGUUGAUGGAGGAGCAGAAUCUCUCCAUCGAACAGAGUUACAAGCAGAUCACCAGCGAUGCAUCUGCUUUCUCGGGCGCUGUCAACACCAUCGUGGCUACAACGGGGGUCAACGGGAAGGAAGGAAAAGGGGGAAGGGAGCAGACGGAUAAGAAAAAGGAUGGCAAGCGGGAGAAGAAGCGAGCCCCCUUCAAGGGGCGCUGCUACAACUGCAAUGAGGAGGGGCACAUGGCUGCCAAGUGCCCCAACAAGAAGAAAGAUACAACGCCCGCGGCAGCCGCGAACGUAGCUGAAGGAGACGGGAAGGGCGUGGCGCUCACCGUCGCGUGUUCGGCUGCAAAGUUGCUGGCCGACGACAAGGACUUGUGGUUCCUUGACUCAGGAUGCUCCCAACACAUGACCGGCCGCAAGGAGUGGUUCACGGUGAUCCGUGACCCAUCUGCAACGAAAUCAGUCAAAGGGUUUGAUGGUUCUAUGCAGGAAGUUGCCGGUGUUGGAAUGAAGGCCAACUUGGUCUCCCCUGGGCAGCUCUUGGACAAGGGAGCAAAGCUGCAAACCGAGGAAGGUGUCACUCGCAUCAUCGCAUCAGGAGGUCAAGUGGCUGCAACGGCACGAUACCGCCAUCGCCUUCACUGCCUUGACCUGAAACCAGGGCCAGCAAGGAACGGUGCAACAGCUGCAGCGGCAUGCAACGGCAUGGCGGCUGCAGCGGCAUGCACCGAUAUGGCGGGUGGAGCGGCGAGCAACGGCACAGGGGCUGCAUCAGCAUGCAACGGCACGGCGGCUGCAACGGCAAGCAACGGCACGGCGAAGGAGAUUGCUGAUGUUGCGUCAAACAAGUCGGGAGCUAAAGAUGGAGCGGCCAGCCUCAAGACGUACGCGGUGGGCUCCAAGGCAACGCCCAACCUGUGGCACGCUCGCCUUGGGCACGUCCACUUCGAUGCGGUGAAGCGGACAGCCACGAGCGGUGGCGUGUUCGCCCAGUUGGUUAGCGAACUGGACACUCCUCCUGGUCCACCCUCCGUUGCUGAUUCGGCGCCUGUAGGACCAGAGGAUGGUCCUCUGGAGGUUGACACUAGCAUGGCUGAUCACGAGGAGGAAGAAGAAGAAGUAGCAGUGGAUGAGCAGUCACCAAUGGCCCAUGAGCAUGAGCCUUCACCUGCAGUUCCCCCCUUCCAGCCCAUUCCACCACCCCCACGUCGCUCCUACAGGCCUAACAAGGGGGUGCCACCCGUACGAUUUCAGCCAUCAGCUAUGACGGCCCUGGAUGCGGAUGAUGAGGACAACCCGUACGACGUGGCAUACCUUGCUGAGGACGAGUGCGACACGGACAGCGAUGACGAAGUAUACCCGGACGAGGAUGAGGAGGAGGAAGGCGCUUGGGGAGGUGUCAUCCUCGACCUGGCAGCUGCGUUGACCGGACCUGAAGGCAAGGAAUGGUGGGCUGCUAUGAAGGAGAUGGAGAGCCUUGAUGAGCAAGGCACUUGGACGUUCGCUGACCUACAUUGA